Molecule: messenger RNA, 2746 nt
Organism: Musa acuminata AAA Group (dessert banana)
Lineage: Eukaryota; Viridiplantae; Streptophyta; Magnoliopsida; Zingiberales; Musaceae
Exons: 10
Coding region: 419-2467 (682 amino acids)
Biological process (GO): glucan catabolic process
Molecular function (GO): beta-glucosidase activity
Source: RefSeq, a predicted model, not a curated record
AAGUGAAAUAUAAAGGCAAGACAAAGAACAAGCUUUUCUUGGCUAUAUAGGAAUCCAAUUCCAAGGUUUAUUUCCGACAAGGAAGAAGGAUCCCUGACGGGCUAGUGUGGCUUCUUGACGCUUCCUAUGCUCCUCCUCUUCCCCCAUUUCAAGCCAGCGAUCUCGAGUUCGGAAUGGUUCGGUUGAUCUGCUCUAUCGUGUAAUGGAAUCUUUAGGGUUAAAGCGAUGAUGAUGCUUGUCUUGUUUCACGAAAUUUUCCGCAGUGAUGGGGAUUAAUUGUGAUCUUCUGAAGGCAACUUCUGGCCUUCUAUUUAUGUGUCACAAUUUGCCAGUUUGAAUUUUUUUUUCCCACUGUGAAGCUUGGACUGUACAAUUUUUUCCAAAGAAAUAUUUGAGACAAUCUGCGGUUGGAAGAAGGAUGGCUAGAAGUCGAAAAUUUUGCCUGUAUCUUCUGUUAUUGAUGUGUUGGGCAUAUAUUGGAGAAGCAGAUUAUAUGAAGUACAAGGAUCCUAAACAGCCAAUCAAUGUUCGAAUCAAGGACUUGAUGGAUCGGAUGACCCUUGCUGAAAAGAUUGGUCAGAUGACCCAGAUUGAGCGCGAGGUUGCAUCAGCUCAAGUCAUGAAAAACUACUUCAUAGGUAGCGUGUUGAGUGGUGGAGGGAGUGUGCCUCGUCCUGAAGCCAGUGUUGCAGACUGGGUGAAUAUGGUAAAUGAAUUUCAAAAGGGCUCUCUCUCAACCAGGCUGGGGAUUCCAAUGAUUUAUGGGAUUGAUGCUGUUCAUGGACAUAAUAAUGUUUAUAAAGCAACAAUAUUCCCUCAUAAUAUUGGUCUUGGAGCUACCAGGGAUCCUGAACUUGUGAAGAGGAUUGGCGCAGCAACUGCCCUUGAAGUAAGGGCAACAGGCAUCCCAUAUGUCUUUGCUCCAUGCAUUGCGGUUUGCAGAGAUCCAAGAUGGGGACGGUGUUACGAAAGUUAUAGUGAAGACCACAACAUUGUCCAGCAAAUGACAGAAAUAAUCCCUGGAUUACAGGGAGACGUGCCUGCUAAAUACAGAAAAGGUGUUCCAUAUGUUUCUGGAAAGGAGAAAGUUGCAGCCUGUGCAAAGCAUUAUGUUGGUGAUGGUGGGACGCAUAAUGGUAUUAAUGAGAAUAACACCAUUGUCAACCGUGCUGACCUACUUAGCAUCCAUAUGCCUGCUUACCUCAACUCAAUUAUAAAAGGUGUAUCGACAAUUAUGGUGUCGUACUCAAGCUGGAAUGGAGUUAAAAUGCAUGCAAAUCGUGAUCUAGUCACUGGCUACCUUAAAAACACUCUUCGCUUCAGGGGCUUUGUAAUCUCAGAUUGGCAGGGAAUUGAUAGGAUCACCAGCUCGCCAGGUGCAAAUUACACUUACUCAGUCCAAGCUGGAAUUAGUGCUGGUAUUGAUAUGGUGAUGGUUCCAUACAACUAUUCUGAGUUUAUUAAUGAUCUGACAUCCCUGGUUAAGAAGAAUGUCAUCCCCUUGAGCAGAAUUGAUGAUGCUGUAGGAAGAAUCCUUAGGGUUAAAUUCACUAUUGGUCUCUUUGAGAACCCUCUGGCUGAUCUUAGCUUGGUUGAUCAGCUAGGAAAGAAGGUUAUAAUUUUUCCCUGCUGUUCCAAGAAUUGUCUUGGUUUUCAGAAGUACCUCUUAUAUGGUUUGGCAUUUAAUCAGGAGCAUAGAGACUUGGCAAGGGAAGCUGUUAGAAAAUCACUUGUGCUACUGAAAAAUGGCAAAUCUACAAAUGAUUCAUUCUUGCCUCUCCCUAAAAAGGCUGCAAAGAUCCUUAUCGCCGGAAGUCAUGCUAGCAAUUUGGGUUAUCAAUGUGGUGGAUGGACAAUCGAAUGGCAAGGCGAUAGUGGAAACAUCACAGUUGGAACAACCAUACUUGAUGCUGUUAGAUCUGCUAUUGACCCUUCAACGGAAGUUGUCUACUCCGAGAACCCUGAUAGCAAUAUUGUCAAAGGCAAUGACUUCUCCUAUGCCAUUGUUGUGGUGGGAGAACCACCUUAUACUGAAACUGCUGGCGACAACCUCAACCUCGAGCUUCCUGACCCUGGCCCAAGCAUUAUUCAGACUGUGUGCGGUACCAUCAAAUGUGUUGUUGUUAUCAUCUCUGGCAGGCCUGUCAUGAUUGAGCCCUAUGUUCCCUUGGUGGAUGCUCUUGUUGCAGCUUGGCUUCCUGGGUCUGAAGGCCAAGGUCUCACUGAUGUUCUCUUUGGGGACUAUGGAUUCACAGGAAAGCUUUCACGAACCUGGUUCAAGUCUGUGGAUCAACUCCCCAUGAAUGUUGGGGAUAAGCACUAUGAUCCACUAUUUCCAUUUGGCUUUGGCUUAACAACUAAGCCUACAUCAGGGAGGCUUUCAUCUGCUGCCAGUAUCGUGAGAAAACAAACUUCCUGGGUGGUGUCUCUAUACCUCAGUUUUUCAGUGGCAUGGAUAAUUUUCUAAUUAAUUGUGAUUCCAACUUGGAUCUCAGACAUUAUCAGCAUGUGCAGAUUGCAAUUCAUGAGAUCGAUGAGGUGGCUUAAUUUUGUUUUGUCUAGUGUUCUUUUGCAAGCCUGAACUCAAUCGAGUUUCGUACAUGCUACGAUCAUUCUUAUUUGAUUACAGAAUCAUGAGAUUAUUAAGAUGGGAACAGAGUAUUUUGUUUUCAGGAUAUACUUACAUUUCUUUGGGAAAUGCUAUUUUGAAUUCACCUGCUAAAUGAGAAUGAGACAUUGUAGAACA